Messenger RNA from Perca fluviatilis (European perch), 1157 nucleotides. RefSeq names its product zinc finger and BTB domain containing 8 opposite strand (gene tslig1). Bases 114 to 602 code for a protein of 162 amino acids. Lineage: Eukaryota; Metazoa; Chordata; Actinopteri; Perciformes; Percidae. The record is from RefSeq and is a predicted model, not a curated record. Gene Ontology annotation, biological process: tRNA splicing, via endonucleolytic cleavage and ligation. Gene Ontology annotation, cellular component: tRNA-splicing ligase complex. The transcript is spliced from 7 exons.
AACGCCCUCUUCCGAAGUGUAUAUUAGAAGUUCUUUGGUUGUAACGACCACACCGACAUGGUAAAGAGUAGAUUUGAUCACAUUUUAAACCGUUGAACAAACUUACAGCUAUAAUGGACGACCGUGCGCUAGACCUGACAGAGGCACAGAAAGCUACCAAGUGUAAAUACCCGCCAAUCAACAAGAAAUAUGAAUAUCUGGAUCAUACAGCAGAUGUACAAAUUCACUCUUGGGGAAACUCUCUAGAGGAAGCCUUCGAGCAGUGUGCCAUGGGCAUGUUCGGCUACAUGACAGACACAGAGACGGUGGAACCGAUUGAUACUGUUGACGUGGAAUCAGAGGGUGAUGAUAUGGAGUCUCUUCUUUUCCACUUCCUGGAUGAUUGGUUAUACAAGUUUUGUGCAGAUCUCUUCUUUGUUCCCAGGGAGAUCAAAGUUUUGCACAUAGACAGAAUGCACUUCAAGAUCCGCUCCAUUGGUUGGGGUGAAGAAUUCUCUCUGACAAAGCAUCCACAGGGAACUGAGGUGAAAGCCAUCACAUACUCCGCAAUGCAGAUCCAUGAUAAAGAAAAACCAGAGAUAUUUGCCAUCAUUGAUAUCUGACAAUAUCUUCAGAGGCAGACCACCGUCCUGGUUCAGUGCAACUGGAAAUAUAUACUUGGCCAGUUUUAAGUGGCCUUUUAUCUAAGGCACUGAUUAAUGACAAUUGUACAAUCUGGGUUUCUACUUGUGAGGUGAACUGAAUACUAACAGGAUAAUUUCUCUACAUUUCUGGUGAUUAUGGGUGCACACAGUACAGUGUAAAAUAGAUUGCAUGAUGUGAUAAGUGAUAUGACACUGAUAUCUUAUAAAUUGCAUUAUUUCAGAAAUCACAAAAUCGUGGAAAUAAUAGAACUCUUUAAUGCACUUAUUGAAAAGUAAAACUCUGAUGUAUUUAGAACGAUGUAUUCAGCUUUUAACACAUCAACCCAGUUUGACUUUUGCAAAUUCUUAUUAUUUAUCACAAAUUUGAAUUUAAUUUAGUUGAUGCCUUAUUUUUUUAUCAUUGUAAAUAAAUCAACAGAUUUGUAUCUUUCUGCUGUGGGAUUGAUAAACUGGCUACUGGUACUUUGAAAUAAUAUAAUCUUGCUUUUGAAUAAAUCUUGCUUUUAAAUAUUU